GAUGUCAUAUCCGUUGUCCAGGUCUCCACACCUCUCUCAGCUGUUACUCCCUUUAUCUUUUUCUUGGGUCAAAACUUUUGAGGUGGUCUGGCUAUAUAGCCGCGGGAGAGAAGGUAAAUUGGGGCGCGCGGCUUGGAGGAGCUUCAGCACCUCGGUCAGCGACCACUGCAGCUCAAUCCACUCCUAGAGCUCGCGGACUCCCAGCCCUGAGAAUGCCUGCGGAAUGAUCGCCCCCCAGGGCGGCUGCCGCUACUGCCGCUGCUGCUACCGCUGCUGCUGCUACUGCUCCUGCCGCCGCCUCUGUCUCCACUCAGCUCUGACUGGCAGGCAGAAAGUGCAACUGACGAAGGAAAGGUCUCUGCAGUGAGAGUGGAGUGGCUACAUAAAAGAGAGUAAACAGGGGCAAAAAUCCAGAUCAGAAUGCAGGCGGCAUCCAACCUACUCAAUCUCCUGCUGCUGUCUUUGCUUGCUGGAUUAGACCCUUCCAAGGUACUCAAUCAACUGUAGAGGUGAAGCUUCUUUGGGACAAGGGAUAAGAAAAGAACAACAUUAUGCAGCAAGAUCAGAUAUGGUCUUCCUCAAAAAUGCUAUUCUCUCAUGGUGCAAAGGACCUCACUGGAUGAUUCUAUAUUUUACCUGGACAUCAGACUCAGAUUAGUCCCAAAGAAGGGUGGCAGGUAUACAGCUCAGCACAGGAUCCUGAUGGACGAUGCAUUUGCACAGUGGUUGCUCCAGAACAAAACCUGUGCUCCCGGGAUGCCAAAAGCAGGCAGCUUCGCCAGCUGCUGGAAAAGGUUCAAAACAUGUCUCAGUCUAUUGAAGUCUUAAACUUGAGAACUCAGAGAGAUUUCCAAUAUGUUCUAAAAAUGGAAACCCAAAUGAAAGGGCUGAAGGUCAAGUUUCGGCAGAUUGAAGAUGACCGGAAGACACUAAUGACCAAGCAUUUUCAAGAGUUGAAAGAGAAGAUGGACGAGCUCCUGCCCUUGAUUCCUGUGCUGGAACAGUACAAAACAGAUGCCAAGUUAAUCACCCAGUUCAAGGAGGAAAUCCGGAAUCUGUCUGCCGUCCUCACUGGAAUUCAGGAGGAAAUUGGAGCCUAUGACUAUGAGGAACUACAUCAAAGGGUGCUUAGCUUGGAAACCAGACUUCGUGACUGCAUGAAAAAGCUAACAUGUGGCAAACUGAUGAAAAUCACAGGCCCAGUUACAGUCAAGACAUCUGGAACCCGAUUUGGCGCUUGGAUGACAGAUCCCUUAGCAUCUGAAAAAAAUAACAGAGUUUGGUACAUGGACAGUUAUACUAACAAUAAAAUUGUCCGUGAGUACAAAUCAAUUGCAGACUUUGUCAGCGGGGCCGAAUCAAGGACAUACAACCUCCCGUUCAAAUGGGCAGGAACUAACCAUGUUGUCUACAAUGGCUCACUCUAUUUUAACAAGUAUCAGAGUAACAUCAUCAUCAAAUACAGCUUUGAUAUGGGGAGAGUGCUUGCCCAAAGAAGCCUGGAGUAUGCUGGUUUUCACAACGUUUACCCUUACACAUGGGGUGGGUUCUCUGACAUCGACCUAAUGGCUGAUGAAAUCGGGCUGUGGGCUGUGUAUGCAACUAACCAGAAUGCAGGCAAUAUUGUCAUCAGCCAACUUAACAAAGAUACCUUGGAGGUAAUGAAGAGCUGGAGCACUGGCUAUCCCAAGAGAAGUGCGGGGGAAUCCUUCAUGAUCUGUGGGACACUGUAUGUCACCAACUCCCACUUAACUGGAGCCAAGGUGUAUUAUUCCUAUUCCACCAAAACCUCCACAUAUGAGUACACGGACAUUCCCUUUCAUAACCAAUACUUUCACAUAUCCAUGCUUGACUACAAUGCAAGAGAUAGAGCUCUUUAUGCCUGGAACAAUGGUCACCAGGUCCUAUUCAAUGUCACCCUUUUCCACAUCAUUAAGACUGAGGAUGACACAUAAGCAAAUGCAAUUUGUGUUCAUUGAUCUAACAGUGUCAUCUGUGAUAAACUCUAUAGGACCCCUUCUGGUUUUUCUUUAUAAUAACUUUCAUCAUUUCUCCAAAGCAUUUUUUGUUAUAAAGUUGGUGUUUCAAAAAACAUCUGAGCCUGUAUAAACUAACCUGUUGGAAACACAUCUUAACUCCUAAAUUUACAAGGCCUAUCAUGUCCUUGUCAUGAAAAGCACUAAAAUGAGCUUAAGUGGCUAAAGUCAUAGUUUUACAAAAGAUUAAUGAUCUGCCUUAUGUUAGAGUCAGAGAUUAAUGGUGGCUUAAAUGCAUGAAAUGUCUUUUUUUUUUUUU
This is a messenger RNA of Globicephala melas (long-finned pilot whale), 2295 nucleotides long. It is a transcript of the gene OLFM3, whose product is annotated as olfactomedin 3. NCBI's taxonomy places the organism in Eukaryota, Metazoa, Chordata, Mammalia, Artiodactyla, Delphinidae. Gene Ontology annotation, biological process: signal transduction. The record is from RefSeq and is a predicted model, not a curated record.